This is a messenger RNA of Penicillium bovifimosum, 1122 nucleotides long. Its product is annotated as DXO/RAI1 family decapping nuclease. Gene Ontology annotation, cellular component: cytosol; nucleus. The transcript is spliced from 9 exons. Gene Ontology annotation, molecular function: mRNA 5'-diphosphatase activity. The record is from RefSeq and is a predicted model, not a curated record. The coding region runs from base 1 to 1122 and encodes 373 amino acids. NCBI's taxonomy places the organism in Eukaryota, Fungi, Ascomycota, Eurotiomycetes, Eurotiales, Aspergillaceae. Gene Ontology annotation, biological process: NAD-cap decapping; nuclear-transcribed mRNA catabolic process.
AUGAACCGAUCUACUUUCAAUAUCCAGCCCUUGAACCGCUUCGGCGGCGCGAAUACCUCCAUCCGGAGGCCAAGGGAAAUUGCUUGCUUUUCCUAUGAUGAGCAGCGUCGCUUCUCCCUUGGAGAUUCAUCCAUGGCUUACUAUUACACGCCAGCUCUGCCUGCGGACCUGAACAAGGGUUACGACACAUUCCAGAAGCUGGAUGAUGUCCCAGAUGAGCACUUGGAUGCUUUACUUGAUACCCUUAUUGCACAUGAGAGAGAAACAGAGAAGAAGUGUGAAGUAGACAUCGUCACAUGGAGAGGAAUGAUGACCAAGAUUCUAACAGCUCCUUUUGAUAAUAUGAAUGGCUUCGAGAUGAAUGCAACGUUUUACCAGGGCACAAUAUUCAUCGAGGAAAACAAUGACUACAAGAACCAACAGAAAGAGAUCCAACGGAAGCGAGGAUCACCACCUGGGAUGGCUCCACAGGAGCUCAUGAUGUAUUGGGGCUACAAAUUCGAGAAGCUCGCUGUACUCUCGAAGACAUGGGACGAAUCAACCCGUGAGGAGAUCGAAGGCCGCGAGAAUGAAGUGGUCAAUAAUGCAGCACAGUACUGUUCGGUUGUCCGUACCGGAAUCGGCAACGUGCGUAUGAUUCUGGGCGGAGAGGUCGAUGCUAUCUGGGAUAGCAAGCCAUCACGGAAAGAAAGCCCCAUAAACUGGGUUGAGUUGAAGACAUCGGCUCAGAUUCGCAACGAGCGUGAUAUGCUCAAGUAUGAGCGGAAGUUGCUCAAGUUCUGGGCGCAGUCAUUCCUCCUCGGUGUGCCGAAGAUCAUCGUGGGAUUCCGCGAUGAAAAUGGGAUUUGUCAUAGUCUGGAAGAGCUGGAGACAGCCAGUAUUCCUGGGAAAGUGAUGACCGUUGGCCGCCGUUCGUGGGAUGGAAACGUUUGCAUCAACUUUACUGGUGCAUUCUUGGGGUGGCUCAAAGAGACUAUCAAUCGGGAGGGAGUAUGGAGAAUCCGGAGGAAGGACAAGUCUCCGGUCAUUGAGGUGUACCAGGUCGAGGAACAAGGCCAUGGCGAUAUAAUUUCCCCGGCUUUUAAAGCCUGGCGAUCGUCCACAGCCUGUGCGGAGCCAUGA